Aspergillus neoniger CBS 115656 is the source of this 962-nucleotide messenger RNA. RefSeq lists its product as uncharacterized. The record is from RefSeq and is a predicted model, not a curated record. The transcript is spliced from 2 exons. Bases 325 to 846 code for a protein of 173 amino acids. NCBI's taxonomy places the organism in Eukaryota, Fungi, Ascomycota, Eurotiomycetes, Eurotiales, Aspergillaceae.
GUCAACUUGACCAUCUAACACUCGGGUUCAUUCAGUUCGACAUUUUGCCGCGUCUGGAAGAAUAAUUCCCAGCUCCACACUCGAUAGAUCCCUUGGCUGGCAUUUGCGAUCCUGAAAUUAUGCUCACAUACACAAGGUCCAAGAGUUGGAUUAAAUAGCCCGACCGUGCCCUAGACACGGCCACAUACCGACCGCGAGCGGAGAAGAAAUACAACAUUCCUCACGCUCUACUUAAUGGCUCGUGUCUCCCCACGAUGGGGUGCAGAAUAGCUGUUCCCUGACGUCUUCCAAAACUACACUAAAUCUCUCAAUUGUCCACUAGUCAUGCGUGUGGUUGCCAUUGUCACCGCGCUCAUCUCCCUUGGUACCCUGACAGCCGCCCAGGCUGUCCGGCGCGGAGGCCCCGAUGAAUUCACUGCCCUCGGCUGCCCCGACACCACCAAGCCGGAGGCCUCCCAGGCCGAACAGCUGGCCGCCUGGAACGACUUCACCAAUCUGCUCUAUACCGAGAAGCGCCUCACAGACGCCUUCACGAAAUAUGUCGCGACCGGCUACAUCAAUCAUUCGCCUCUGGUGACUGGGAAUGACAUCGACACUACUCUGGGCGAGUUGUCCGCUAUUGUCCCCAAUGUGGACUCUCAGUUACAGCGUGCGUUUGUCGGAUGGGAUAAGGACGGCACUGCAUAUGGAACUGCUCAUACCAAAGUCAUUGGUAAUGCGACCAUGGGGAUCCCCAAUUCGGCCCUGGUGGACAUGAUCCGCAUGGUGGGGACGUGCUUGGUGGAACAUUAUGACGUGCAGCAAGCCGUGGAUGGCACUGCGCCGAAUCCCAUCGCUUUCUUCUAAAGGCCUAAGCUACAUGUAUUGCGUCGGUGAAAGAAUUGAGAUUACGAGACCCGACUGCAAAUACAAGUUUCUGUACGAUUAUAGUCAGGGUGGCACAUGUGAAAGAGUACUAUUCG